This is a messenger RNA of Heterotrigona itama, 1091 nucleotides long. Lineage: Eukaryota; Metazoa; Arthropoda; Insecta; Hymenoptera; Apidae. The record is from the annotation of a GenBank genome assembly.
AUGGAUAUAAAAAUAGGAUCAUCUCGUUUUAUGCGUAACAUUGCAAUUACAUGUAGAUCGCCUUAAGGUUCAACCAUGGAUGAUAUAAAUGAGAUUUAGCGCGUCUUUUGCUUGAUGGUGUAUUUAUACUACUGAAUAAGUAAUUUGUUUCAACGUUUGGCAUAUUCGCUAUAAACUUAUUAAUUAAAAUCGUCACAAAACUGCGCCGAUUUUAUAUAUUUCUCCAUAAUAGAAACUAAUAAUAUCAAUUAAUACGAGGAGGAGAAUCUUAAGGUACGUGAAAUAACCUCUUUAAUAUAUACGAUUUUCGAACAUAAGCAAAAUGAAUUUUUUACUUUUAGAUUCAACAUUGAAAGAUCAUUGCCACAGGAUGUCGACGGAUUUUUAUAUACGAUAUUAUGUAGGGCACAAGGGAAAAUUCGGUCACGAAUUUCUAGAGUUUGAAUUCAGGCCGGAUGGUAAAUUACGAUACGCAAAUAAUUCAAAUUAUAAGAAUGACACGAUGAUUCGGAAAGAGGCGUAUGUACAUCAGUGUGUGAUGGAGGAGCUGAAGAGGAUCAUUCAAGAUUCUGAAAUUAUGCAGGAGGACGAUUCUUUGUGGCCACAACCAGAUCGCGUUGGACGCCAAGAAUUGGAGAUCGUAAUUGGCGAUGAACAUAUCUCAUUUACAACGUCAAAGACUGGUUCUUUAUUGGAUGUAAAUCAGUCACGAGAUCCAGAAGGGUUAAGAUGCUUCUAUUAUCUUGUACAAGACUUGAAGUGCUUGAAGUAAAAUGUCCUCGCACAAUACUCAAUCAAAUUCAAAUCAUAAAUGUUCAGAUCGAGCUGUUACUGAUUCAGUGCAUUCAAGGUUUCGUUCCUCAGGUGUAUAUUGUGAUACUUGCAAUAUAAAUAUUAUUGGAAAUCAUUCUGCCAUAGAAAAUCAUUUCAAUAGUUCUCAUCCUUCGAAAGAAUUUUGUUGUUACUGUAAAGGCAAAGUAUUCACUUAUACGAUGUCUAAUGAUGAUUGCAUGGAAAAACCAAAGUACAUUGUUUAUCAUAAAUGUAGCAGCACUACAAAGGAAGAAGAAAGUACAAGAGAAUCUCUUUAA